AUCUUCAUUGAGCGCAUAAAACAGACUAAACAAUCACUUUACGAAAAUUUAGCUCGGACCAAAGUCAGCGUUAUGUGAUUUUCUUCCUAACUGAAAGAUUCUUUAACUCACUUCUUAACUACUAUUUUAGUUAUUAGCUGGUGGAAGACUAUAGUGAUCAGAAACAGUAGAUGCAGAAAUGGGUACUUUGGAAGAACAAUGUUCACUCUUGGAAAAGCCUCUUCUUCAGAAUGGAGACAGUGAGCUUUACACUGGCGACGGCUCAGUUGACGCCAAUGGGAAGCGCGUGGCAAAGAAGAAUACUGGAAAUUGGAAAGCAUGCUGCUUCAUUAUAGGUGCUGAAUGUUUGGAUAGCUUUGCCUUGUCUGGGAUUUCAUGUAAUCUUGUUACUUUUUUUACAAAAGAACUGCACCAAGGAAGUGUGGCUGCUGCUACAACUGUUUCGAUUUGGCAAGGCACUACCAGCCUCACACCACUUCUAGGAGCCAUUAUAGCAGAUGCUUACUUGGGAAAAUAUAGGACCAUUGCUGCUUUCGCCAUCAUCAAUUUCAUAGGAUUAUGUGCCUUGACUCUCUCAGUAUCAAUUCCAGCUUUGGGGCCUGAAGUAUGUCAGGGCUCUUUAUGUCCAUCAUCAACCACUGCUUCACAAUCUGCUUUCUUUAUAUGUGGACUUUAUCUGGUUUCUUUAGGGUCUGGUGGGAUCAAACCAUGUAUUGGACCAUUUGGCGGGGAUCAAUUUGAUGACACUGAUCCAAAGGAGAAAGGAAAGAAGGGAUCUUUCUUCAACUGGCUUUACUUUUCAAUAAGCAUUGGCAGUUUCAUAGCAAGUACUUUUCUUGCAUGGAUUCAAAAUAAUGUUGGGUGGGGUCUUGGUUUUGGUAUUCCUGCACUCUCUAUGGGCAGUGUCAUUGCUUGUUUCAUUUUUGGAACACCCUUUUAUAGAUUUCAGAAAUCAAGGGGAAGUCCUAUCACAAGAAUGUGCCAAGUUUUGGUUGCGUCGUGCCGGAAGUGGAAUCUUGAGGUGCCUAACGAUAGCAUGGAUCUUUAUGAAACACAAGAAAACAAUUCUUCCAUGGAUGGAGGCUGCAAGAAACUUGAACACACUAAUAGACUAAAGUUUCUUGAUAAGGCAGCUGUGAUGUAUACUAGUGAGAUUAGUACUAGUGGGAGCUCCUUUAAUCCGUGGAGACUUUGCAGCGUAAAUCAAGUUGAAGAACUGAAGACUUUGAUACAUUUAUUACCAAUCUUGGCCACUGGAAUAGCCUUCUCUGUUUGUAUUGCUCAAAUUUCUACAAUGAUGCUGGAACAAGGCAUGAUGAUGGACUCAACUAUUGGUUCUUUAACCAUUCCUCCAGCUGCUCUUGCAACAUGCAACACAGCUGUUGUUCUUUUGGUUGUUCCCCUGUAUGACAAGGUACUUGUCCCCAUUGUUAGGAGAUUUACACACAACGAAAAAGGCUUCACUGAGUUGCAACGGAUUGGGAUUGGCCUCUUCGUUUCGAUUCUAAGCAUGUCAGCAGCAGCAGUUGUGGAAAUGUAUAGACUUUGUCUUGCCAGAGAACUUGGGUUAGCUGACAAAAAAGUUGUUGUACCACUCAGUAUAUUAUGGCAGGUACCUCAGUAUGUUUUGGUGGGAAUUUCACAAGUAUUCACCUGCAUUGGACAAAUAGAGUUCUUCUAUGAAGAGUCACCAAGGACUAUGAGAAGUUUAUGUAGUGCAUUAAUGCUUCUUACCCUUUCGUUGGGAUUCUAUUUGAGCUCUUUUAUUCUUACUAUGGUAACUUAUUUCUCUACAAAGGGUGGCAAGGUUGGAUGGAUACCAGACAAUCUAAAUGAGGGCCAUCUUGAUUAUUUCUUCUGCCUCUUGGCUGCUCUUAGCUUCUUGAAUUUCGUUGUUUACAUAGCGUUUGCCAUGAAGUUCAAGCAUAAGAGGUUUGCUUAUUAAGGUUCUUAUCAGUUAUUCUGUAUUGCAAUUUAAAUUGGUAUUCUUGUAUCAAACAAAUAAUGUGCCAAGCCUUGCCUGCAUCGCUCCAUAGCUAGACUCUGGAGGUGCCUAAAGACAGCAUAGUCUCCUAUAUGAAAUACAAGAUAGAAGUUAUGUUGUUAAAGGAAACUGUAAAUUGAAACAUAUUGAUGCAAUUACUACUACAUGCUUUACUUGAGAUGUAUGUGCGUGAAAA
Messenger RNA from Humulus lupulus (European hop), 2180 nucleotides. RefSeq names its product protein NRT1/ PTR FAMILY 8.3-like. Gene Ontology annotation, biological process: transmembrane transport; oligopeptide transport. The transcript has 5 exons. The record is from RefSeq and is a predicted model, not a curated record. Gene Ontology annotation, molecular function: transmembrane transporter activity. The coding region runs from base 179 to 1945 and encodes 588 amino acids. NCBI's taxonomy places the organism in Eukaryota, Viridiplantae, Streptophyta, Magnoliopsida, Rosales, Cannabaceae. Gene Ontology annotation, cellular component: plant-type vacuole membrane.